This is a messenger RNA of Peromyscus leucopus (white-footed mouse), 4059 nucleotides long. RefSeq names its product zinc finger protein 665-like. The coding region runs from base 287 to 2194 and encodes 635 amino acids. The record is from RefSeq and is a predicted model, not a curated record. NCBI's taxonomy places the organism in Eukaryota, Metazoa, Chordata, Mammalia, Rodentia, Cricetidae. Gene Ontology annotation, biological process: regulation of DNA-templated transcription. Gene Ontology annotation, molecular function: DNA-binding transcription factor activity, RNA polymerase II-specific; RNA polymerase II cis-regulatory region sequence-specific DNA binding. The transcript has 5 exons.
GGAGGAGCCGCUUCAAGGAACCGGGAUGUAGGGACAGGAAAUUCCACCAUUCCCUGUUGGACUUCUAGAGCCACGUGUUCCGGAACUUGGAAUGGAAGAUCGGGUCAGUUACUUGGGGACCUGAAAUCUUCCAAGAGCGAAAGUCGCCGAGCAGGGCGGCCUGGGAAAGUCACCAGUCAGCAGCGCAGUGGCGGGAACCGCAGCCCGGCGGCCCUGGAACCUCCCAGGUCUCACACUGCUCAGCCAGAUCUGCUCACCUGUGAAUCAGAAAAACGAGCCGUGGACGAUGGAGAGAGAGGAGACCGUAGCCAAGGAUCCAGAAACUCAGAGAAGAGCAACAAGAAGAAUGAAUGUUUCUUUAGUUAAUGCUUCCCAGGGUCUGUUGUCAUUCAGGGAUGUGGCUGUGGACAUCUCGCAGGAAGAAUGGGAAUGUCUAGACUGUGCUCAGAGGGCUUUGUACAUGGAUGUGAUGUUGGAGAAUUACAACAACCUACUCUUUGUGGAGAACCAUCGCACAUGUGGUAAAUAUGAGAAGUUCUUGCAUCAAGUCACAAAGCAUUUCAUCUAUGAUCAUGAAACCAUCAGAGAGAAGUCUUAUAAAUGUAAUGAGCUUGGCAAAGUGAUUCAUGAAUCCAGCCAGUGUACACCUUGUGACACAAGGGAUAAUACAAAAAAUAACAAGUACAGAGUUGGUAACCACAGAGAUGCUUCUGUUGAAACGUUAAACCUCAACAGACACGAAAGUGGGAGUGCUAGUGAAGAACCUUGCAAACAUACAGACUGUGUAAACUGUUUAAAAUUGUGUUCCAUCAUUAGCCAAAAUCAAAGAAAUCACACAGGAAAGGAAGAACACAAAAAUAUGGAGUAUGAUACAUCUUUUGACUCUAACACAGAAAUCACACUGAAACAAACUGAUAGUGGUAAACCACACCAAUGCAGAAAAUAUGGAAAAUGCCUCAAGACUCAUUCAAGCCUCAUUAGACAUCAGAGAGCCCAUCCUAGAGAGAAACCCUACAAAUGUACAGAAUGUGAUAAGUGCUUUUGUCACAUAUCACACUUUAGAAGACAUUACAGGAUCCACAUUGGAGAGAAGCCUUACAGAUGCAGUGAAUGUGACAAAUGCUUUACAAGUGCCUCAUAUCUUAGAAUACAUCAGAGAACCCACAGAGGAGAGACUUACAUAUGUAGUGAAUGUGACAAAUCGUUUACCACAGAAGGUCAUCUUAGAAUUCAUCAGAGAAUCCAUGCAGGAGAGAAACCUUACAAAUGUAGUGAAUGUGAGAAAUCCUUCUUGAGCGUCUUUGGUCAUAGAAAACAUCUGAAAACUCAUACCGGUGAGAAGCCUUACAAAUGUAGUGAAUGUGACAAAUCCUUUAUCCAGAAAGACAGUUUUAAAAUGCAUCAGAGAGUUCAUUCAGGAGAGAAACCUUACAAAUGUAGUGAAUGUGACAAAUUCUUUAUACAGGGCUCAGAUCUUAGAAAACAUCUGAAAACUCAUACAGGUGAGAAGCCUUACAAAUGUAGUGAGUGUGGCAAAUCCUUUAUUAGUUGUUCAGAACUUAGAAAACAUCAGAGAAUUCAUUCAGGAGAGAAACCUUACAAAUGUAGUAAAUGUGACAAAUCCUUUACUCAGAAAGGCAGUCUUAAAAUGCAUCAGAGAAUUCAUACAGGAGAGAAACCUCACGUAUGUAGUGAAUGUGACAAACCCUUUACCGAUAAAGGGAAUCUUAGAAAGCAUCAGAGAAUUCAUACAGGAGAAAAACCCUACAAAUGUAGUGAAUGUGACAAAUCCUUUUCCCAGAAAUACAAUUUUAGAAUACAUCAGAGAUUUCAUACAGGAGAGAAACCUUACAAAUGUAGUGAAUGUGAGAAAUCCUUUACAUUUGGCUCAUCUCUUAGUAUACAUCAGAGAAUCCACAGAGGAGAGACAUACAAAUGUAGUGAAUGUGAGAAAUCCUUUACCCAGAAAGGGAAUCUUAGAACUCAUCAGAGAAUCCACACAGGAGAGAAACCUUACAAAUGUAGUGAAUGUGACAAAUCAUUUUCUCAGAAAGACCAUCUUAGAAUUCAUCAGAGACUUCAUACAGGAGAGAAACCUUACAAAUGUAGUGAAUGUGGCAAAUCCUUUUCAUGUAGCUCAGCUCUUAGAAAACAUCUGAAAACUCAUACAGCUGGGAAACAUUACAUAAUGUAGUGAAUGCUAGAAAUUCUUUACAGAGAAAGAAGUUUUGAACUCAUUAGAGAAUACAUACACUUGAGAAACUUUAGAAAUGUAGCAAACAUGAGAAAUCCUUUACUCCUUGCUCAUCUCAGAAUAUGUUGUGGGAUAUUUGAUCAUACUCUGAAACCUAUAUGUUAAAAUCAACCAUGGAUUGGGAUUGUGACCUGGAACUAGUUGACAAGAAAUAGUAUAGUAUGUAUAGAGAGUAUGGAGAGUAUGGAGGAGCAUGGAAGACACAUGGACACAUAGGAAGGAGUAGGGAACGACUUGGACUUUUGUGGUAGUUUUGGUUUGAAAUGGUUGGAGAGACACUCUUAUUGCCAGGUCUCUGGACAAAAUGGAACACCAGCUGGAUGCUUCUUGCCCUCUCUUAACUAGCAGGCUUUCACCCCAACAUCUGAUUUCUGAAUCUUUCUUGGUAAAUACAACAAUAGAGACUUAGUUAUAAACUACAUGUGGUGGUUGUGGCAGAGUCUGUGCUAGCAGGACCAGAAAUCCUACGAGUCCUUUGCCUGAGCAACAGGGUGUUGAAUGCAGGGUCAUAGGGUCACAGUCAGAAGCAACCACUGAGCUAACUGAGGAACAACACGAACACAUCAGAGUAUAUAUAUGAAAGAGAAACCUUACAAUUAUAGUGAGUGUGAGAAAUCCUUUACUAUUUGCAUGUUUCGUAGAGUAUAUUAGAGAAUUCACUCAAGAGAGGAAUCUUACCAUUGUAGUUAUCUUAAUUCGGGUUUAAUUACUCUGAAGAGACACCAUGACGAUGGCUAUGCUUAAAGGAAAACAUUUAAUUGUGGCUGUCUUAUACUUUCAAAUAUUUAGUCCAUUGGACUCACAGUGGGAAGCAUAAUGACAUGCAUGCAGAUGUUGGGUGAAAAAAGGAGCUAAGAGUUCUACAUCUUUAUCCUCAGGCAACAGUUAGUGAUUAAUGUAUUUUAAGUGUGGCUUGAGCAUAUAUGAGAUCUCAGUGCCUGCCUCAAUGGUGACACAAUUCUUCUAACAAGGCUACAUCUAAUAGUUCCACCCAUAUAGACAAAGCAUUCAAACACAUGAGUACAUGGGGGCCACACCUAUUCAAACCACUGUAGUAGUAAAUAUAAGGGACAUUUUAACUCUAAAAUCACCCUGAGAACAUAUUAAAGUAUUCAUACAGGAGAGAAAACUUAAAAUGUAAUGUAUGAGGAAAAGUCUUUACCUACCUUUCAGGUCUAAGGAAACAUCUCAUACCGGUGAGACAGGUUUUCAUGGGAAAUAAUUUGGCAUGUGAUUUAACCAAGUUCUGUUCUUAUCUCCACUUGAGACUCCACACUAGAGAAUCAUUAUGAACAUGGGAAACUUAUGAAUGCCUUUAGGUUACUUCAAAUUCUAGAAAACAUCAAGAGUUUAUGCAGAGAGAAAAUUUCAAAAUGUAGGACAGUUUUCAUUAAAAUUUUUACAUGUUCAAUCUGAAAUAUGUCAUAAUAAAGACAAAUUGAGAAAACUUAAGCAUGCUGUUGUGUAAUUUCCUGGAGACUGGAAUGAUCCAUUUUGAAGGGAAGCUGAUUAAAGCAGGAAAUACGGCACUCAAGAGCUUCAAGCUUUAGCUUCAAGAAACCCCUGAAACUGACAGCAUUCUGUGUUCAUAACUCAAAUGAAGAAACUCAGAAGUCAUGCCCCUUAGAAAAGGAUUUUAGCCAUCAAGAUAGAAUGCUCAUUAACUUGUAGAUAUUCAUGAGCUUUAUUACAUGAUCGUUUUUGAGUUUUUGAGAUAACAACUGUUUGAGUCCGUUAUGCUCCAGUAAGCAUCUGCUUACCCAUAAUCCUGUAAGCAAUUCUAAUAAAGCUCAUUGAUUCAAAAA